UCCUUCGAUCUUUUUCUCUGAUCCAAGCUUUAGGGUUCUCUUCUCUCUUUUCUUAUCUACAUGGAGAACGCCAAAGAAUCUAACCAUGGCAACAAACCCAACGAAGAAAACCCUAACCCUAACUCCGAGUCCGAACCGGAACCCGAAUCCAUCCCCUCAUCUCGACAGCCUUCCCGCGCGCCCUUCACCAGCCUCAGCCAAGUUGAUGCCGAUCUGGCCCUCGCCCGUACACUUCAAGAACAGGAAAGGACGUAUAUGAUGCUUAGAAUGAAUGGCGGUGAUGGAAGCGGUUAUGGAAGUUCUGAUAGUGGUGGUUAUGUUUAUGAAGAUGAAGCUAGUGAUGAUCCGAAUGAUGAUGGGAAUGAUGCUGGGAGCAUUGAUGAUAGUGAAGAUGCAUUCGAUGUGCAUGGCCGGGCCCCCAGUGAGGAUGAAUUGGGUGUGGAGAUCGACCCGUCAGCGUUUGAUAGUGAUGAGGCAUAUGCGAGGGCCUUUCAGGAUGCAGAGGAGCGAGAAGUUGUUUUUCGCUUGAUGGCCCUUGCCGGCAUCAAUGAUUGUGAGUUCACUCGAACUCUGGUAUUUUAA
Messenger RNA from Magnolia sinica, 582 nucleotides. Its product is annotated as E3 ubiquitin ligase BIG BROTHER-related-like. The record is from RefSeq and is a predicted model, not a curated record. Lineage: Eukaryota; Viridiplantae; Streptophyta; Magnoliopsida; Magnoliales; Magnoliaceae. The transcript is spliced from 2 exons. The coding region runs from base 61 to 582 and encodes 173 amino acids.